Molecule: messenger RNA, 8580 nt
Organism: Cynoglossus semilaevis (tongue sole)
Lineage: Eukaryota; Metazoa; Chordata; Actinopteri; Pleuronectiformes; Cynoglossidae
Product: fibroblast growth factor 6-like
Exons: 4
Coding region: 6345-6923 (192 amino acids)
Molecular function (GO): growth factor activity
Source: RefSeq, a predicted model, not a curated record
UACUGUUUCGACUUCUAACUCAAGAUCUAAUUUAUUGAUUUAAUUUAUAAAAUUCUAGCUUGGCCUCUGGUACAAAUAACAGGAAGUACAUAACUGAUCAUUAACUGGUGGCCCACUAGCUGAAACCGACCAACCGAACUGUCCAAUCUUGGCCAUGACUGGAUUCUGAAAUAUCAUAUGGUCCCCACUAUUUGAGCAACUGAAAAAACCCCAAUUAAGACUUAAAUAAGUACCAGUUUAUGACUGUAUUUGAAAAAAAACAAAACAUUUCAUUUAAUUUGAGUGUGAGCCAAGGUCUGUCCAGAAAAAUCCUUGCUCUCUGACAAAUACGGUUGGCGACCCCUGUCUGAUUCAAAGAGGUUUUCAAUGCAGCAUUUAAAAAAUCUAAAAAAAAUACUCCAAGCACACAAAAAAUGAAAUAAUCUAUGUGCGUGUUCUCUCCCUGCAUGUCGGGCUACUGCUUCACGAUCACAUUCAUCAGAAACACUUUAGUUUACUCAGACCGACUGAGUUAAGGUGGAGCCCUACAUCUUCCUGACAUGCGCUUUAAAAACUGCUGUGUCACUGGUCGGAAAUUGUGACCACAGUAAAAGCAGUUUGUGACUUGCUUUUCUUUUUCACCUGAGUCACUGUUGGACAGAUUUAGCAGCCGGCCCAUCUUCCUCAGCAAGAUGCACAGGCUGUACCCUUGAAGGGAUAUUUUUAGUGGGAACAGUCCCCUUCUGACAGCCUGCACUUUGUCUUCACUUAGCACCUCAAAGCUUGACAUCAUAAUAAUGUUGUAGGCACAGGGCAUGUGUGUUACAGGGAGGUAAUUGCUAACAAUCCGUGUCAGCUACUGUAGUAUGACCUUCGACGGUUGAUUUGCUGCAUUUUCCAGUUUCACCAAGUUGGAACGCAGCAGAGAAAGGAGGGCAAACCCCAGUGCAGAUUUUGGCUGUUGAAUUAUACAUGAGCUGGCUCAGCUAAAUGUCUGAAUCCUCCGCUGCUUUCAGUGAGGUGCCGUUACUUUUUUUUACAAGGCCAGUCCUCGUCAGUUUUGAAUCCAUUUGUAUUGAUCAGUCUCCUCGUCUGCUCAGUACAGCAAAGUUUGUUACUUUAGAGAAAUGGUUUCACUCCACAUUAGAGGCUUAGGACUGAAUAUGAGCAGGAUGUACCACGUGUAUCAUUUCAACUUUUCUUUAUUAAUUUUAUUAAUAUGUGAAAGUAUCUAAAAGGUGGGGCACGGUUUGGUCCUGACAAAACAUCUGAGGUUAGCAGUUUACCCUAGGUUUGCUAAAAAAUACCAAACAAACAAUGAAAUAAUAGCUAUAAUAUUUUAUCUAACCUUUAAAUAAUUUUGAUGACUUUUACUGCCGGUUAUGGAUUUGUGAGAGAAAUAUUGUCAACAUUCUCUACAACAUUAGGCAAAUACUUCCCUUUCAGAUUUUGGAAAUUUUAUAUUUUUUUUUGUUUGAGACUUUGAAAAACGUUAUUCACCUAAGUUUAGCUUUUGUCCAUAGCAUUGGCCGAUUUGUUGUCAUUGAUGCAAGCGCAUUAGCAUUGGUCAUAAACGCUAACUAAUGCUAAUGACUAACAACAGCAAAACAUUAGGGAGGUCCAAUAAUAUCGGCCAAACGAUAUUAUGGGCCCGAUAUUAGCAUAAUUAUGUAAUAUCUGCAUAUAUCAGUAUCGGUUGAUAUCUAAAUCGGAAAUUCAGUGUUUGGACAAUAUCAGCAAAAAGUUAAUAUCCAACAUCCCUACAAAACAUGAACAUAUUCAGCAUUAGUUUUAUAGUAACGGUUACAGCUAACUCAUGAAAAUUCUAAUGAGCUAAUAACAGUGAAAAAAAGUGCCGCUUAGCACGGCUGUGCUAGCUAUCAGCCAAACGGUGACUCUAAAACAGCAGAAAGGCAGUUCUCGGCUUUGUCACUUAAAAGCACCUGCUCAUAAAUACUUAUAUUACUUUUGUAACAUCUGCCGUGAUGGUAAUACUAUAAUCCUGUCUCUUUAUCUGAAGGCCAGUGCAGCCUUGCGCUGUUGUCUCUUCAUUUACACUUGGACCGAGUCUUGUUGCAGGUCUUUGCCAAGGGUUCUGGUGUCAUGCCAGAUAAAUCCCUCCUCCAUCUGUGGGAGCCCCCUCAGCUGUUGUUUCAAUGCUGACUUUUAAACCCCCACGUUAAUAAAAUGCUAAUUGAAAGAGCUUUGUGUCCUCCCGGAUCCGGUUACUUGUACACUUUCGUAAUAAAAUCUGAUUGUGAGGCUGCUCCAUCUGGGGCGUUUUCUUGACUGAUGUGCGGCCGUGCACUAAACACUAUGGAUCUAAUUGAUUCAAAGACAGCUGACCUGACAGGAGUGAACUGUAGACAUUUCCCUCUUGCCUCGGUCUCUAGUUACUGAGUCAUCUACUUAAGCUUUGAUUUAUUAAUUGGAGACAAACGUCUAUCACUCCAUCAUCGUCACCGCUAGUUUUCCAAGAUAAUUUAUUGUGGUGGAAAUGUUAAUGUUGUAAAACUUACAUUUUUGUCAUCAAUAGGAAUCAAAGAUGACAAUUUUAUAGCUCACAACUCUUUCGCAAAAGUCCUCUUCCAUUUUCAAUCCCACAGACAACGUGGGGUACUUUAUUCCCUGCAGAAGCCGUUCCCAAAAGUGUUCCCAAAGAGAAGCCUCGGCCUCACGCCUCGUUGACAGUAUCAGCCCAAAUCAUCUGAAGAGCUCAGCGGUGACUCAUUAACGGUGCCCACUUUCAAUCGAUUCAUGUUCCACUCUGUCAAUAGCCCGCAAGUUUUGUCUAUUCAGGCUAUCGUUAGCCUAAGUCCGCAUCACCAUGUGCUUACGCAGCAAAUCAAGGGUACCAUCUCAUUGAUUCAAUCUUCAGUACAUUUGGUCCAGUCUGAGCACUGAAAUGGAACCAAAGGAACUGGGACGCUCCUCCAGACUGGUCAUGUCAGUGAUAGUACACAAUGGAAGUGAAUACCAAUACUGCUACAAAUGAAGUAUGGAGGUUUAUUACAGGGUAUUAUAGUUAGCCUUUACCACUUUGACCAAAUAACCUGCAGGAUGUGGGCUGCUGAGUUGGUCUGUUGAAGUAUCAAAAGAGACAACAUUAAAAAAGAGUAAAUUCCGGAGUAUGAUUUCUUUUUUUAAACUAACUUUUCCAAAGUGGUCGCUCUGAUGGGACCUGAAUAUAUGUGAAACUUUAAAAGACCUUUCAGAAAAUUCAGCAAUAUUCAACAUAAUUAAAUGUCGCUUUAGUCAUCCCCAUAAAACUUAGAGUUCAACCCUACCAGAAAUAAAUAAUUGGUGAGUUGGUGAAUUUCAGUCAUUCCUGGGCAUCUAAAUGUUGGUUUGUAAAACACAUGCUUUGUUACAGAGUUUAUAUGUUUAAAAACAAAACGUCACUUAAGAGGUGUUUAGAAUUAAUAAAACACAAACAGCUCCUGCUCUCGUAGCUUGUGUAGACGAAUCAAAUUUGAAUGUCGUUCUUAAAUGAAUAAUAACUAAUCAGCUGUGGAUAUAUCCUAGAUGUUAUCAACCUGUGUUAUGUUUGUUUGUUGUUUUCCAUUGUAGGGUGAGGGGGAUGGUGGAGCUGAGCCGUGCCACUGCUGUUUAUCAGCAACAAGACCUCUCUGGUUGCUAAGGUGGGCCUGAGGCUCCCUGGCAGCAGAGUGCACCUCGGGGCCCCAGGGGCCGGCACUCUGUGACGCGUUGGAAAUCCCCCCGAGCCUGAGUCUCCUAACAGCACCGUGUAGGACAGGAUGAAAAGAGGGAUGUAAAGGAGGACGAUCCUCUGCAGUCACUCACUGUGAACGUUGUUUUCGUAUUUACGAGCGUAGGAUGGUUUCCUAAAUAGAACCGUGUAGUCAAUAAUAUCCUCAAGAUCAUCGGAGACUUAUGUCCAAUUGUCUGCUGUGGAAAAGGUCCUGACUGUGACACAUAAAUAGAUAGCUUAGCCACACGAGCUACGCUAAUGCUAUUCACUGAUUUAAGGAGUAUUUUAAGUUAUUUUAGCGCCACUUAUAUCAGAUAGUUAGCUUUUGGCUAUCUCUCAGCUCUUACUUGCUAACCUUUUUUUUUUCUGUUUUGCGGUAAACGUUCCAUGCAGGACUGUAACUAUCAAUAGCUACGUAUUUCCAGGCUAUAUAUAAACAAAUAUAAAUGUUAGAUCAACUUUCCUGAGCUAACUUUAUGAGAUCAUAUGUUUACCAGAAUUGUAUUGUUUUUUUAUAGCCAACUUUUACAGAUUUAGAUUUGUUGUUCAUUAUUUGGAGCUUUUAUUAUUUUUGGACCUAGUUUAUAAAUUAUUUGUAAUUUUUUGCUAUUUAAGCUAGUUUAUUUUUAUUUAUUAACAUAUAGCUCUAUUGGCAGUCAUAUCACUUGUGUAAUCUAUUUACUGUCAUUUUAUAAUAAAAAAACAUUUAAAACAAGGAGACCUACAUGACAAAAAACUUGGUUUUCAAGAUGAAGUUACAAGAAAUUGUACAAUUUCUUUGCAUGGACGUCAAACGCCUGCACUGUGAGAAAUCUGAAGGCUCAUUGUCUCAUACAUAGAUGUGAUCUCAGUCUGAACAAAUGGCAGGUAUUUGAUUUAUGCUCAGCGCAGGUUUUAUAUUUUCUUCAGUUGCCGGGUGCAAUACUCACAAUAAUAACGUGCAAUAUGACCAGGCAAAAUAUUUGGCUGUGUAAACUUCCUGAACAAACAGCAAAGGAAGUGUCAGACAAGAUCACCAUUCGCUCUCCUGGGACUGUUUUUACACCUUCCUUCUAAAUAAGGCAGCAGGCUGCCAGGACAUAUGACCACUGUCCCGAUUUGGUUCCUGGACACAGUAUCCAUCCAUCCAUCCAUCCCAUGAUUGCUCAACAGCAAUGAAAUUCAAACACACACACACACACAUAUUUGCAUGACUAGCUAGGACUCUGCAGUGACUUUUAUUGAGUUGGACCACAUAAAUCAAAACAGUAUCCUUAACCUUCAGUUCAAGUUCAACCCAAGUAUGAGUAACAUCUAGUACAACCCCUGAAAUAAAUAAAGUUUAUAUUGGGUAUUCAUGGUGGUCCUGACAAGAUGAGGGUACCAGACAAGGUCCUGACGAGGUAACAAAAACAGGUACAGACACACACACACCUCUUGCAGGUCUUCCAUGUAAAAGAGCAGUGUCAGGUUGGUAAUAUUUGUUCACAGGAAGCCUGUUAAAGUGGACGACCAAACUUUCAAAAUAAAGCCAAUGUUAUGCAAGCAUGUAUCCUCUACAUGACUUUCCAGUACAGUUGACAAACCACGUGGGCUAGGUGAACUAACCAAGAGGUUAACCUUCCUUAUAAACUGUUGAUAACUGCAGUAAUGGUUAAAGCAAGGUGGAAUUUGGCAGAAAAGUUUUAUAGAACUAUAUUUAGCCACUUAUAACAAUAAUUCAACUGUCAGAGUUCACCUUCAGUUUAUAUAUAUAAAAAACCCGCUAAGACUAAUCAAUCUCGAUAUUACAAUUGCGUGUAUAGCACCACCUAUAGGGGAGGAAAUGCAGCUUCAGCUCUUUAAACCAAUGAACACCAGAAAUAAAUCCCCGAACCGCAGGGCAUUAUGGAAAUGAACGCAAGAAGAACAGGAAGAAGAAUCACCCUGCAGCAGUAAUCUGCAUAAUGAUUUGGCAGUUUUUACAUGGGUGCACUUCCUCAGCCUACCUGGCACCUUGUGGUGGGAGGUAGCAGAAUUUAAUGUCAAUUCUUUAAUAUUAUUUUUUUCCAAAUUAAUAAAUAUUAGAAUUAGUCCCUGUGACCACUGGUCUCCCAUUUACCGAGGGUUGUUUUUUAUUUUGAAAUGUUGCACAGGAAACAUUUGCUCCUAUUCACGCUGACUUGUGUGACAGUGAAUGAAGGUGCAGCACAUCCCAUCACUCCUGUCAGAACUAUUGCUGCUGCUGCUGGGGUCCUCCAACACUCCUCCUCCUCCUCCUCCACCACCACCUCCUCCUCCUCCCAUCGGCUACUCCUGAUGGGGGGUGCGGCGGACGGUGAAGUCACUGUGAUGUCAUUUUAGGAUGUGGGAGUCGGGGGCAAGGUGAGCUGGUUUUGCGGUGAGUGGAGUGUCCACCCCCUCCAGAGCCAGCGCGUUGCCUGUACAGAGAGAGGAGCGGAGCGGCGAAAGAUGAUCAUCGUCACCGGCACCAAUUCAAGCUCCGACGCGCCGUGUCCCUCUCCUUCUCCUCCUCCUUCUCCUUCUCCUCCUGCUGCUGCUGCUGCUGCACACAUCUACAGCUAUGGGGCCUUGAAAACCAGCCUUUACCAUCACCAUGCCAAAGGACAGAAAAUAAGAAGAGUUGCAUUUUUAGGGCAGGCAACUUUGACCACGUGCCCCAAAGGUGAACUGGAUGGCCAUUGCGCAGAGGUGCCUCUACUACAGUAUGUCCAGCGGGGCCAGGACGCACUGGACGUUGCCAGCACUUAUUGUACUGUGGACUUCUCUGUGGGGGAUCGCUUCAACUUAUCCGAUUCCGAGCAGGACUAACGCGACUUUGCUGGAGAAGAAAUCGGAGCUGAACUGGGAGAGUGACUAUUUGCAGGGCAUCAAGAGAGUGCGGCGGCUCUACUGCAACGUGGGCAUUGGGUUUCACCUGCAGGUGCUCCCGGAUGGCAGGAUAAGCGGUGUACACAAUGAGAACCAAUACAGUCUGAUCGAAAUCUCCGCCGUGGACCGAGGAAUCAUCAGUCUGUACGGAGUCAGGAGCGGCCUGUUUGUCGCAAUGAACAGCAGAGGACGGUUAUACGGAGCGAAAUACUUCGGGGAGGAGUGCAAGUUCAGGGAGACCCUGCUGCCGAACAACUACAACGCCUACGAGUCUUUUGUUUACAAGGGCUUCUACAUUGGCCUCAGCAAGCAUGGCCGCGUAAAGAGGGGCAACAAGGCCACCACCGCCAUGACCGUCACACAUUUCCUCCCCAGACUAUGAGAGAAACUGGCAAUAAGUCACUAAUUUGCACAUGUGGAUGUUCUUCCAGGUAACACACAGAAACGCUUAGUCACGAUACACACGGGCGACGGACUGCAUAGGAGAAGAAAAACUAUUUAUUCUGUUUAUAAAUAUAUAUAUAAAUAUAUCUGUAUAUUUGGAUAGCUAUCUUUGUAUAUGUAUGCCAUACUGUGCUGCUUAUUGUUUUUACGGAUGGGCAGAGUUGAAACCUUGGCCCGUCUCACUUUACCUUGGUGCUUGCUGUAACCGAACUAUGUUUCACUUCCUUUUUUGAGAUGAAGGAUGAGCCGUAUCCAGUGCUUUGAACGAGUGAAAUGAAUCCUUUUUAUUACCUCAAAGAACCACUACUAGACGAAGGGAUGCAUGGACUUCUGCGCAAAUACCUGCUAAGUUUAUCCUUUCUUUCGAAACCCAUUGAAUGCUUGAUGGCUCCCUUGCCCGUCGGUGUCAGCGGGGAGGGAGACGAACUUUAAAUGCACUACCGUCGCUGCACGAUUUUUAAAGGUGCCUUGGUGUUCCCACUUGUGGCCCCCUUGGACUUGCAUGUAAGAGACACCCAGCUGGAGUCAGAAAUAGGGCUGACACUUCGGAGAGGGCCUCAGAAGGGGGAGGGGUGGUGGGUUGUGACUAUCUCUGGUUUAUUUUCUUUUCUGUAAUUAGAUCGAUUAAGUAAUAUACAAUCUGUGGCUGCGACCGGAGACUGGUCGGCCAUGGUGCCUGGCACAGGCCAGCAAAUACACAGGGUGGAACACUUAUCUUAUCUGAGCAUGGAGAAUUUUUUUUUUGUUUUAAAAAAAUGUUUGACCUGGUCUUGCAUCUGCACAAGAAUCUAGUGAGCGAAUAGAGCACACAGUAGAAAUGUAUCUGCACACGGGUUAAAGGUUGCUGUUUUCGGAGCUUUAGCUGCUUUUGAAAAGAAAAAUAAUAAUAAUGAUGUCCUUUCUCAAUGAAACCAAAUGGGGGGAAAACAGUGUAAAUAGUAGCAAAUGUGAGAAAAAAAAUCGAAGAAAGUCAGGAGCUUUUCAUGCUGCUUUCCUCGCAGCCGUCCCCAAACAAGGCAAAAAGAGUUGCACAGCGAACUAUCUACGAUGGGGUUUUUGUUGGACAGGAAUCGUUCUCCAUUCAUAUCUUUCCUCCUGAUUUUAUUCUUGUGUCUGGUGGGAGUAGGUGUGUACCAUUCCACCCCCCCUGCCUGCCAGUGUGCUCUGCAGCAGCACUGCAGUGGCAGUGAGGUGUCAGGAGCUGGAGGCAGCAGAUACUUAUUGGUACAAUUACAGAUGACUCAAUGGUUUGUCUGUGGAGAACUCAAGGACAGUGCGGACAGUGAGUGGAUGCGUCUGGUAGAUUGGAAAAAUUCAUUAGAAUAAUGAUGUCGCUAUUGGAAAAAAAACCUUCUUCAAACCUACGUCACGAUCAGCUUCCAUCCAGGGUGGUGUUUAAAAAGGAAGUCAGACAGUUUCAAUCCAGGAAGCACGCAUGUGAAGAAGACACCUGCUGUCUUUGUUCUUUGUCAAAGACCCCCCGGAAGGAAUGUGGACCUGUCAUCUUCCCACAUACCUGAGUGCCCCCUGCCAUCCCACACUUUUUUGAGCUCUGUUGGCCCCUUCUACGCCCUCCCCUCACUCGCCCGCUGCAA